This is a messenger RNA of Drosophila ficusphila, 1130 nucleotides long. It is a transcript of the gene mms4, whose product is annotated as crossover junction endonuclease EME1. The record is from RefSeq and is a predicted model, not a curated record. NCBI's taxonomy places the organism in Eukaryota, Metazoa, Arthropoda, Insecta, Diptera, Drosophilidae. The transcript has a single exon. Gene Ontology annotation, molecular function: DNA binding; nuclease activity. The coding region runs from base 38 to 967 and encodes 309 amino acids. Gene Ontology annotation, biological process: replication fork processing; mitotic intra-S DNA damage checkpoint signaling; double-strand break repair. Gene Ontology annotation, cellular component: nucleus; Holliday junction resolvase complex.
CGAAUUUUAAUCCAGGCUUGGCGGACUUUUGUGAACAAUGUCUAAUAAAGUGGAUAAACUACACAAACAGGCUUUAAGGGAGCAACAGAAGCGAAUAAAACCCGGAGAAUGCAUGAAAUAUGUAAGAAUGGUCAUUGACUCAGGAUUUCUAAGCAUCCCCGAAGGUCAGGAAAUGCUGCAGCAACUUAAUUCCUCUGAUUUAAAGUACGAAAUAAAAAGCUUGCCAGUGAGCUAUUGCAUCCUAUGGGAACGUAACGUGGGACAGCAAACGAUUUCGCUGGGAACUAGUCCUACUGGUUUGGAUGAGGCAUGGAAACGCGAGAACCAAGUGGUUCAAUUUCUACCCGAAUCCAGUUUUCAUAAAGCUCUUAAAGACCAAAGUCUGGUUUGUCUGGGACCCAGGUUGCAAGACUCAUUUCCUGAUUGCCAGUACACCGUGGCUGUACCAAAACCUCGUCAUGGCAAACACAAUGCUUCAUCCCACCAGGAUGCAUUGAUAGAGAUGCAGCUGCUGCAGGAACUCCAUGUGGAGCAGCUAAACCGCCCCGAAGGCCAGGACCUAUUGGCCCUACUCCGUCGGUACACAAAAGCCAUUGCUGAGGCCCCCUACAAAAAGCAACGCAACGAAAGUCUGGGAUGUUUUAAAAAAUACCUGGCUAACGAUAAAAAGCAGUGCGUGCGGGUGGAUCAGGGAAAUGGAUAUGGACGUCUAUGGCAGCAGCACCUUAACCGAUUGCCCCAAGUCACGCUUGAGGUGGCCGAAUCUGUCAUAGCCCAGUAUCCCUGUCCCAAAAAUCUUUUGGAUCACUUCGCUAAUGAUCCCAAUGCCGUGCAAAAUCUAGCCGACUUAAAGAUCAAGCGCUGUAAUGGACCUCAACCUCUUCAUACCGAAAGACGCAUCGGAAAUGUUCUCAGUAAUAAACUGCAUACCUUGUAUAAUGCUAGAGAUCCAAAUACGUUGUUAUAGAAUAAAAAAUAAAAGUAACAAUCAGUAUGUCCAUAUCCAUAUGACACUAGUCCAUUUAGACUUGAUAUAUCAAAUACUAGAACAACUUAGCUUUAGAAUCUGCUCAUAUAUUAGCUUUCUUAGUUAUGUACAAUUAGAAUUAAAUGUUAAAGUAAGAGCUAAA